Molecule: messenger RNA, 1683 nt
Organism: Schizophyllum commune H4-8
Lineage: Eukaryota; Fungi; Basidiomycota; Agaricomycetes; Agaricales; Schizophyllaceae
Exons: 3
Coding region: 205-1293 (362 amino acids)
Source: RefSeq, a predicted model, not a curated record
CUGCCUCUCACACCUGCUUCCCUUCCCACCAGACCUUCCACAUACUUCUUCGUUCCCCUGCUUUUACGACCGGCCAGCGCUGCGCGCCAGCUUUCCUAGACAUCUCUGUACCCUUGUAUUCACGUUCAUUGACGUACACCUACUCUCCCCUUUCACAUCUCUUUGACGCCCGCGCCGCAAAUCCUCGCAUCGGAACCUGGCAUCAUGACUUCCCCCCUCUCACCCGCUCAAUUCAACACCGUCUUCGACACCAUCCGCAUCGCAAACCUUCGGACGCGCCGCUCUGCCCAUAGCACGCGCGCCGCCUACUCCCCCACGCACCAUGCCCACGCCCGCGCGCGCACGCUCCGACUCUCCGUCGACAUUACCAAGGCCGCCAACUGCCCGCAGAGCCAGAUUUCUAUCAACCCGCUCCCCAUCAUCGACACCUCCGCCUCGCCCUCAUCGUCCACCUCCGCUCAAUUGCAAGCACCUCCCCCUGCCUGCUCUGCCGUUGCCCAGCCGCAGAUCACAUCCCCUCCCCUUUUGCGGCGCCGCCCCGCGCUCAAAUGCGUGAUCCCUGCGAGCGGUUUACCCCUUGACGACGAGUUCGUCACUGUGCUACUGUCCACUGGCUCCCCAGGGCGCCGCCAUAUGUGGCGUACGCACAAGAAGUCAGCUACGAUCUCCGACUUCCGUCGCGAAGAUGAGGCGCCAUACAACAGGCAGCCUGUAGCGCUUCGAGGUGAAGCGGUGGUGCCGAUUGGCAGCAGGAGCGCAGCGCCACGAUUGUCCGUCGACAUAUCGCCGUCGUUCAGCGUUGAGGAAAUCGUCUCGUGCGUGAGCGAUCCUGGCGAGCGAUCCACGGCGCCCUUGUCGCACGCAACGAUACGUGCGCCUCCAGCCACGGACCGUCCGCGUGCGGAUGUGCCUGUCGAUGUGGUUGAGGACGCUUGGGAGGGCGCUUCCUUGUUCGCGGGGUACUCGAUCAACUCUGCACAAGAUUACAAGUCGGAGACAGACUAUCCGUCCCCAACGUCAGCGCUCACUUCCGUGAUGACGCUGUCUUCAACAACAUCGUCUUUUGGAGACCUGAUCUGCUCGCCAAGGGGGACGACAUGGUAUAGCAGUUACGGCGUGGCCCCUGCUUCCGCGGCUUCGGAAGCGGGCUCACUUUCGAGCUCGCAAAGUUCGGAACAGUCGGCAAACGAUUUGGUGACUCCCGAAAAUACGAACGACCACAUUCUCAAGCGCAAGUCUUUUCAGGUGUUUGAGUGUCGGAGACUGUCGAAAUGUGCACGUUUAACCUACUAGACGCCAGGACGCCAGACGCUUCCUCCUUAAUAUCGGACAUUCCGCGGCAUGCUGCUCGCCCCACUUUCCUUCUCUGCUUCUCGAUGACGCUGCUGAGCAGGUCCCUGACUUGUCAUAUCUAUGGCCACUCGCGCCUAGCUGGAUCUUAUCCAUCCGAGGGCAGUGGACACCCCUUCUAACCCUCCUUUUACGUAUCAAAUUUAUCGGGAGCAAGCCCGCUGCGCGAAUGGACUUUUCCCCCUUUACUACUUCCUCUUUUUGCCAACGCGUCUAUUCACGACCCUUACUCGACGCUCUUCCUAAUCAGUGUAGCAUAGUGCCUGUCAUUAUUUAUUGUCCGGGCGUGUAUCUCUCUGCUGGUGGCAAUGGGUAUUGCUUCAUGACCGCCUA